GGUGCUUUGGGGGUUGGGGGACUGUUUUUCUUUUGUGGGGGGAGGGGGGUGGGGGGGGCUGUUGAGUGCGCAGUGAGCCAGGUGCUUGGUACCCUCCACUGUUCCAAACGAGCGAGUGCCCUCCUGGAGGAUACGGGUUGCACCUGUAUUCCAUUGGGCGAACAAUGUUUGAAACGGACCGUGUAUCUCAAGGACAUGUUGAACGGUUAAAUCGCAUGCACGAGGUCUGGGUCCCAACUCAAUUCCAUGUUGACACAUUUGUGAAGAGCGGCGUCAACAAGUCUAAGAUACGUAAAGUGGUGCAGCCAGUGGACACCGACUUCUUUGACCCAGCAGCUAUCAAAGAUUUUCCGUUACCUUUUGGGGUACGUGUUUUUGGAGAACCACCUGGCGAGAGUGUUGACAUCAUUCCUGCGGAGACUUUUGUGUUCUUGAGCAUUUUCAAGUGGGAGACACGCAAAGGCUGGGAUGUACUUAUCAAGGCAUACCUGCAGGAGUUCUCUGGACGUGAUAAUACGAUUCUGUAUCUAUUGACAAAUCCUUAUCACUCCGACAGAGGUUUUGAGCACAAGGUACAUGCAUUUGUGAAGAACCAGGGGAUAAAGAAGCCUGCAAAUGGAUGGGGAGCAGUCCAUAUUGUUGAUAUGCAUGUCCCUCAAGACAAUCUUCCUGGUGUUUACAAGGCGGCCGACGUCUUUGUGUUGCCCUCACGAGGGGAAGGGUGGGGGCGUCCACAUGUUGAGGCGAUGGCCAUGUCUCUACCAGUGAUUGCAACAAACUGGUCUGGUAUGACCGAGUACUUGACGGAUAGUAACAGCUAUCCACUGCCAAUCGAUGGCCUUGUGACGGUGGAAGAAGGCCCUUUCAAGGGUCAUCUAUGGGCAGAGCCAUCCAUCGAUGCGCUGAGACGAUUGAUGCGCCAUGUGUAUGAGAACCCGGAAGAGGCAAGGAAGAAGGGAGCCAUAGCCAGAGAAGAUGUGGUGAGGAAGUACUCUCUGGCGGUCGUCGGUGCACAAGUGGUGCGGGAGCUGUGGAGAAUCCAUGAGGUGACGGAAGUCGGAGGGCAUUCCGACUUCAAAGCUACGAAGUCGAUGACCUUGAGAUAUCUUGAUUGCACUGAUGAGCCGCAGGUAAGUGAUAUGGCUCUCGCAGGCGAUCUACAACAUGCGGCUGCUCAUUGGAUCUCCACCCUGCAUGAUGGUCGGCACCGACUGCUACAGAUGGUGGCUGCUCUCUCUUCGCCGGCGUCGAAAUGGAUGGAGGUUGAUGGGGGAGCGACCUCCCUGUUCCGCUGGGUGGAGAAUACCAUGGAGCUCAUGUUGGAGGUGGUCUGGGUUUUGGAGCAGGGACCCGAUUCUAUGCUUGAUGCCCUCCUCGAUCAGCGCCAGAUGGACGAUCUUAUAAGCCAGUGCUACGAGCUGCUAGACGAGGGCCAGGUUCAGGGGACGGCCCUGGUCCAUCGCUUGAGUGGAGCGCUGCCAGUGAGCAUGGGUGCUCCUGAUCAGCUACUUGUCACCCACUCAGGAAAGGCAGUGCAGGGGCCAGCGCUGGUGGAGCGCUUGGGCGGAGAACUGUCAGUCAACUCAGCGGCAUAUGGGCAGUCUCCUAUCACUCAACCUGUUACGACAUCUACAACAGGAUCACAUAUUAUCACUGCUAUAUCGACUACAACAUCUACAUCUGCGACGAUUGCUCCUGUGUGCAGUACGGAGUUCAUUGACAUUCAAAAGGUGACGGAUGCUCCUGUGGGCAUCAAGGAGAUAUCAAACAAGUCGGGAGCUGUCUCUAUUCAAACAAUUGCUUCGGCGUGCAUCGCGACACCGUCUAACGAAAUGGGGGGAUUUUGCAAUCAGGCAUGGAGCUCACCAUCAACAGUAUCGACGAUACUUCCUGCUGCGGGUGAGCUGUCGACGGUUUUGCCGAAGCCAGCGGGGAGUGAGGCUCCUGUGCUUUUAGCGGGGAUAUUAAUUGGCAUGGCUUCACCACUGACAUUGCCUCCAUCACCUUCAUCAAUUGCGCCUGUUGUCCCGACACUUGCUGUGGAGGCUUUGCAUGAUUUGGAGUGUUCUUCUACAAUCAGGGAGACUGUUUCUUACCUUCCAUUGGGCAAGCUGGCCCUCGGGUCUUCACACCGAUAUGUCCUUCUCACCUUUGCCAUUCAGCCUUUCGCACGUGGCGGCGUGGGGUAGUGUGAUGGGAAGUGGAAGGCUCUCCCUCACCCCUCCCUCCUUUCUUGGUUUUCGUUUGUAUUGCUCUGGCUGACAGAAGGAAGAGGGGUGGAGGGGUGCUUGGAGAGGAAGCUUCUGCACCUGCGGCUGAUUGGUGUUUAGCUGUUUUAGUCUGAUGGAUCGUUUCCACCUUGAACACAUGCGCCCACCCUUUUGGCGUGUCCUAUGUUCAGAUUCCGUAGCGGUGGGGUGCCAUGAGUACUGUUAUACCUUGGUCAUCAUCAUUCAGGGUUUCACUUGGUUUGAUGAUCUGUAGGUAAAGAUUCUAAUUUUCUUCCAAUUAGUGUGCUCCCCUUCGGUUUGCGUCUGUGUUAACUACUGUUGCUCAGGGGAAGCUCGACCUGAUUACUAAUGAAUCACUAAACUCUUU
This is a messenger RNA of Chara braunii, 2598 nucleotides long. Lineage: Eukaryota; Viridiplantae; Streptophyta; Charophyceae; Charales; Characeae. The record is from the annotation of a GenBank genome assembly.